Molecule: messenger RNA, 2743 nt
Organism: Bicyclus anynana (squinting bush brown)
Lineage: Eukaryota; Metazoa; Arthropoda; Insecta; Lepidoptera; Nymphalidae
Product: dynein regulatory complex subunit 2
Exons: 9
Coding region: 185-1711 (508 amino acids)
Biological process (GO): axonemal dynein complex assembly; cilium-dependent cell motility; regulation of cilium movement
Cellular component (GO): axoneme; axonemal dynein complex
Source: RefSeq, a predicted model, not a curated record
UUUUCAAUGUUUUCAUACUGUUACUAUCGCGUAAACGUAAACGCGAAUUUAUAUGGAAUUGAAACAGUUGUGCAGUAGUGCCACUAGAUGGCGCUGUUUCAAUUCCUUAGAAAUUCGCGUUUACGUUAACGCGAUCGUCACAGUAUCAAACUGCCACUAGAUCCUCUGGUGUUAGCAAACCAAAAUGCCGAAGAAAGCAAAAGUGAACAAGUUGGCGCGCAUGUCCGACGAGGAACGGGCUCGGUACCUGCAGCAUCGUGCCGACGUCGAGGAAGAGGCGAGGAGAAGGAAGAGAGAACUGGUGGCCCGGUUUAUAAAGAAUAAAUUGGAUAAAGAAGAAACAUUUGCGAAAAUAAACACAGCAAAAAUAAAUCAAGAAUGGCGAUACAUUUUGCGCAAAAUAAAAUGCAAGCAAAUGGCUAUGGACAUUCAGGGGAUGAUGAGCAGUUUCAACUUCUUGCUGGACAGAAAGAAUCGUCUUCUAAAUUUCUUGAUACGCUCUACGGAAGACUCAGACGAGCAACACCGAAGAGCAUUUCAGGCACACACGGAAACUUUAAGCUAUUUUCUGAAAAUAGGUUGCCAGCGACUCGAUAAAUUGCAAGCUGCAUAUGAAUUGCAGAAGAAUAACACUCUCGAGACGUGGGACAAAGAGGAGAUGGAUAUUACGGAUAACCAGGAUAGAGCAGAGUUCAAGUUGACACUCGUGACGUACAUCAAUGAUCGUGACUUUCAGAGUUAUAAGAAAGAAAAGGAAUUAGAACGAGCUACUGAGAAAAAUGAUACACGCCUUGAGUACGAAGAAGAAAUGCACCACCUCUGCAAACCGAAGCAGUUGGAAAUAGACCAGUACUGGACGAAGCUGAGAGAAGUGUACAGCACGUAUUUGGAGAGACACAGCCCCAUCAUGGACCACUACAACACACUGCGCGAGAAAGAUGAGUUCUACCAGAGUGAUAUAGCCAAAAAUGAGAUACAGAUCCAACAUGCUAUGGAAACUUUGUUGACUCUGCAAAGUGAAUGGAUAAAGAAAAAUAACACGAUGAACGGCAAACUGAAGCGUAUGAAUAAUCAUAAGGAAGAAUUAGCGAAGAAGUAUUGGCAAAUGAAGAAAGAAACUAAGACGUUAAGAGGCAAGGAGGAUGAAAUGCUGGCGGCGUUGGUCGACGCUAGUCAAGAUGCUGUAAAACGACUCGAAGAUGUGAGUGUCAAGUUGGAAAAAAUCAAACAGCUGGGUGAAAUCUGCCGUAAAUAUGAGAAAGACAGCGACAAAUUGUUCCUUGAACAAUGUGACGAUGACAGAACUAUCGACAAUUUUGAAGAGUUGGACAGUGCUAUGAUUGAUGAAUGUAAAGAAUUCAAAAAGAUGGACAAAUUCCUCCUCAAAGUUAAUAGAGUGAGGGUACAGACAAUGUGCCUCAAAACAGAGAGAAUCAAGCUUGCCAAAGAGAACAUACAACUUAAACAGUACAUCAAGAGAUAUCUAACAGAAUUAGCUCUCAAGGGAGGCAAAGACAGACCCUUGAGUAUGAAGCUCCAGUCUGAAAUGCAAAAGGCAGAUUUAAAUGGCAAAUUAUUAAAUCGACCUGUGACCUGUAUUGAAGGAGUAUUAUCAAAUGUUGUGCUUCAUGAAAAAAGAAUGAAGUUGCAGGAGAAAAAGAUCAAGGAGUUAGGAUCAGUCAGGGCAUAUCCUCGGGUGUUUUGUUUGUAAUGGUACAGAAUCCCAAGUACCCAUCUAAUUCUACAUUAUAUCCAAAUUAUGCAGUGGAAUGACUGUAAUUUAAUAAAUAAAUGUAAUUUUGUUUAUAUCUUUUAAUAUAAAUAAGGUAUAAGUUAUCUAUACAAUGAGACCUUUCAGAUCAAUAUUCUUUGCUAGUUUCAAAGACUAAGCAGCAUAUUUAUAAUUUUCAUAUUUUUUCAUUUGUUUUUGAUGUGUUUUAUUGUAUUCGUAGUUAAGUGCAGAGUGAUAUGUUUAUUGGUACAUAUAUUUCCUGUGUUAUAAAAAUCUACUUGUGUUUUUGAAUAACUAUAAAAACUAUAAUAUAAAAAUAAAACUUUAAUGAACUAUUGUGAAAAAAUUACAUCUAAUUUCAUUAAAAACCUUAUAAGUUAAAUUACUCACUGAAAAUAUUAUAAUUUGUUAUUUAGGUUCAUUAAGUCUUAAGGUAUUCUAGGCACUGGAUCUAAUAGUCAGGGACAGUAAAACAUUUUUUUCAAAUGAUUACUAUCAAGUUAAUUUUUUGUGAGCAGCUUCAUCUCAAUGAGACAAUCAAUUUAUUUAUGAAAAUUCCUGAUUCUGGUAGGUAACUGAGUUACCAGGAAAUAAAAAAUUCUGAGCAUUGGAACGAGAUAAUGUACCACACAAUUUGUAAGACAUUGUGGCUGUUAAGUUGUAUAACUAUUAAAAAUUAAGCAAACAGAAAAAAAGUAACAAGUUAAGUAACAACUCUUAUCAAAAGUCCAGAAGGGUGGGGAUCAAACUACAACCUCUCUGUGUUGAUGAGUGUGUCUCAAUUGUGAAUGAGUCCCAACUCAUUGACAAUUGAGGCUUCAAGUAACCCUAAAAUCUUGUAAAAGUUAUUAAACAGCAAUAUAACUCACUAAAACUAGUUCUAUAGUUAGUGUACAAAUAUGUAGUAUUGGAUGUAUGUUUACAAGCAAAAUCCCUCUAUAACCUGCCUACAACUUUAGCAAGUUCAAUAUUAUAUCGAGUAAGGUGCUUCAGUAGGAUCCAGUUGACACA